CAUAUGUUACUCACUUCGAGCUUGAACAGUGUGUGUGUGUCUGAACCAAACAACAUCAAGGAGGUGACAAACACACAUUACAGAAGAUUGGUUUCUCAAAUGGUUCAUGCCCCACCCAGACCGACGGCCGAUUCAUUAUGCAGCCAUUGAGGGUCACCUAACAGUUGUACAAUCAUUAGUAGAAGAUCACAAUGAGGACAUCAUGUGUGUUGACAGUAAAGGCCACACUCCAUUGUACCUAGCUACACUUAAUGACUGGUUCGAGGUUGUCAAAUAUCUUCUUGAGGCAGGAGCAGACGUGAAUAAUGGUGGCCGGAUGCCACCACUUAUUUUAGCUGUUGUGCACUACAAGCCUGAACUUUGUAAAUUUUUCUUGAGUUAUGGUGCAGACGUCAACUUGAGGGAUAAUUUUGGACGCUCACCGCUUGGGACGGCUGCACGGACAGGAAGUGUAAACAUAGCAUGUGAGCUGAUACAGGCAGGGGCUGACGUUAAUCUCUCAAGUCGAGGAGGAACACCGUUUCUAUCUGCAAGCCGUUUUGGUAAGGUGUCAAUGAUGAGACUCCUGUCCUCUCAAGGUGCUGAUGUUGAAGCGUGUGAUCAAGACGGAGACACUGCCUUACAUCUGGCUGUGGGCGAAGGGUAUUAUAGAGUUGUCAGAUAUUUAACUGUUGAACUGUGCGUCACGCUAAAUGCUGUCAAUAAUAAUGGAGAGACUGCUUUCUUCAUUGCGCUGAAAAAGACGGACAUUGCUGUUAUGCAGCUGCUUAUAAAGGUUGGGUACUGGCCAGUGACUGAGAUGCAUAGGUUAGAAAUAAACAGUGCAUCUGAGGAAUUCAAACUUCUGUCAGACAUUAUGUCUGCACCUUAUUCACUUCAAGAAUUAGCCUGUUUUAAACUUCGAAGAACAAUGGGAUCAAGAGUAACGACUUCAGUGAAUCUUCUUCCAGUACCCCAGCCUGUGAAGGAAUUCAUUUUGCUCCGCCACUUACCAUUUUCUAGACCUUGAAGGGGUAUUCAUAUAUAGAUUGGACAAAUGCAUUGGUCCAGAGUUAAAGGCGUAAAUUUUUAUAUGUACCAUAAGUUUUUUUAACAGAUGUUUUCAUACUCUUGGAUAAUAUUAAUAGAGAGUGCAAAGGCCCUCUUACUCACCUGGUACAUGCAAAACGAGCUGAGGCCCAAGGUGAGCUCAUGCCAUACCGUGGCAUCCGUCGUCGGUACAACAAUUUUUUCAAACGACGUCUUCUUCUGGACCACUAAUUGGAAAUUAACGAAAUUUGACUGGAAGCAUCAGUAGGUGGUGGGGAUUAAAAAUUCUACAAAUGGUAGCGCUGACCCCCAGGGGACUGAGGGCCGGAGCCAAGUAGGGGUAAUUUGGCUAUAUUGCUUUAAAUGACCUCUUUCUGGAACUAAGAAAUAGAUACCAACCAUAUUUGGUUGGAAGCAUUCUCCGGUGAUUAGGAUUCAAAAUUGUACAAAUGGAGGGUCUGAACCCCCAAGGGGCUGAUGGGCGGGGCAAAAUAGGGGUAAUUUGGCCUUAUUGGUUUAUUGCUGUCUGGCUCUCCCAAAGGUGUUAGAACCUUGACCAUAACAUGCAAACCGAUAUUAUCCCCAACCUAUAAUAAACAGAUACAUUGUAUACAUUUGUUGUUUAUGAAGUGAAUAAUACAUUUAUGCCAAUAGGAUUCGCCCUGGGAUGCAGCCUUGCCUCUGGAAACCUAGAUCCUGGAUCAUAACAUGGAAACGGUUCAGAUCUUUAUGUUACAUUUGUAUCUGGAGAAGUACACGUUCAUGCUGUCAGAUUUGCCAUCCACACCUUUUAAAUGCUGACAGUGUCAAAAUUACGCAAUAUUUGCAGUAUUAUAUACAUGUACAAUGCAAAUGCAUAUUUUGCAGUGUUCGAAAUACCUGCCUGCCCGACCGUCCGAGACGGGUUGAUUUCAACUCGGGCUGCCAGAUUUUCAA
Haliotis rufescens (red abalone) is the source of this 1965-nucleotide messenger RNA. RefSeq names its product ankyrin repeat and protein kinase domain-containing protein 1-like. The record is from RefSeq and is a predicted model, not a curated record. Gene Ontology annotation, molecular function: protein binding. Gene Ontology annotation, biological process: intracellular signal transduction. Lineage: Eukaryota; Metazoa; Mollusca; Gastropoda; Lepetellida; Haliotidae. The transcript has 2 exons. Gene Ontology annotation, cellular component: nucleus; cytoplasm. The coding region runs from base 107 to 1009 and encodes 300 amino acids.